CCUCCCUUUUUCCAUCUCUCUUCCUCCUCCCUCUCUCUACCACAUUUCCAUCUCUCCCUCCCUCCCUUUGCCAUCUAUCUUCCUCCUGCCACCUUUCCAUCCCUCCCCACUUUACCCUCUCCAUGUAUCUCAUUUCCAGCCCUUAGCCCAGACCCGCCUAGCUCUAAAAGCAACCAUGCAGUCUCAUAGUGUGUGUUGACUAAUGCUUGAAAGUGUGGUUUCCUAUUUGGAUGAGAGGCCAAUUUGUUGUGGGUUUUUUUGGGUUCUUACUGCACAUAAAUCAUGUCUAGGUCAAAGUCUUGGUCAUCGGACAAGGAGUCACCAAGCAGUGAUUGGUCCAGCAGUGACGAAGAUGAUGAUGAUGGAGAUGAAGCUCCUCUGCGUCCCUCCACCCACUCUGCACUCCAGGCUCAGUGGGAGUGGAGAACCAUGGCUGACUCCUUUCCUGACAAUUCUCCAAUGGGAACAGGCCACACCCCCAAGAAGAAGCCACCACCAAUAGCUCCCAAGCCGAGAGUAUCGUGGACUCACUCGUCACCCACCACUGACCUCAACUACCAACUGAUAGAAGACCCUUCUUCCUUCUCUCAGGUCCAGGUUAUUUUCUUCUUCUCCAAUUUUGACCAAUGCUCGUAUUAUUCAAUAGCUUCAAACAACAUUCAAAGAGCCAUUCAUGAAUGCAACUCAAAUUUGAGUAGCCAACAAAAAAACAUAUCCCAGUAUUAAUAAUCAUGAUAUAAUGGGCCUUAUCAUUGAUUGGUGAGUGAAUGCGAGUGCGAAAUUUCAGCUGUUUAUCUGUGUUGCUUUUCAGUAUUGGUGCAUGUAUUUCAGAUAUACUAGAUAAAAUUGCUCAAUUCAGACAGGUAGGCUCGCUUUGUUCGCCAAUCAUGUUAGAAAUUUGAUGACAGAUAUGACAUUUCCCCCAUGCAGGCAACUCAUGUCAGUGACCUGACCUCUCUGACCUCCAGUUUUCCUAGACCCAGGGGACCACAGG
Messenger RNA from Geodia barretti, 994 nucleotides. The record is from the annotation of a GenBank genome assembly. Lineage: Eukaryota; Metazoa; Porifera; Demospongiae; Tetractinellida; Geodiidae.